Salvia miltiorrhiza (redroot sage) is the source of this 918-nucleotide messenger RNA. RefSeq lists its product as uncharacterized. The coding region runs from base 308 to 715 and encodes 135 amino acids. The record is from RefSeq and is a predicted model, not a curated record. The transcript is spliced from 3 exons. Gene Ontology annotation, molecular function: zinc ion binding. Lineage: Eukaryota; Viridiplantae; Streptophyta; Magnoliopsida; Lamiales; Lamiaceae.
AGGAAAUUGUAAGAGAGGGGGGAGCCCAGUUUACGAAGCUGGGCUGCUACAGUCGAAACUUUCAAAUUUUAUUUUCCCCAAAUUGCCCAUUCUUUCCAAUUGAAAAGAUCCAAACUUCUUCAUUCGCCGCCAUUUUUUUCGGAGAUUUGCUGAAAACUUCAAAGGCGAAGAAGUGCUCCCGCUACAACGGUAGAUUAUUCGGCCAGUAAUCGGAGAUUUCGUCGGUUAUAGGUAUUUCGUGAUUUGUGGCUGUCCUGAAUUGCGUGUGAAUUUUUUUGGAAAACCCAGCAAACUAGGGCUUGGAGAAAUGGCUGGGAUGGAGCCAUAUAGUUUAGGCUGGUACCCAAACCCAGAUUGUAGCUGUGGGAGAAGGAUGUUACUUCUACGUGCUGGAUAUAAAGCACAUAAUGCAGGGCGUUACUACUACAAGUGCCCCACUUUUGAGAACCAUCUGAAUGGUUUUUUCUGGUUUGACGAAUUCCAGCUGCACGCGCGAGGCAAUGUGUACUCAAGCCUGAAUCAGGGGAGCUCAUCUCAACAAAACACGUAUAUUGAGCAAACCGCGACAUCAUCUGUUGGUCGAGUAGCCCCGCCGGUGAUCGAGGGCAUGCAAGGCAGUGCUUCUGUGACCGCUACUACCGACAGUCAUAGUUACGUUAGAAUAGGGUCUAUUUGCGUGUUUGUACUUGGCAUGCUAUUUGGGAAGCUCCUCUAAGACUCAUUUGGGAUUGACUAUUUUGUAUGUUAGCUCCUUUUUUUGUUGAUGGCUGUGUGAACUUGGGUUUUAUUGUUGACUCAUGGGAGCACUAUGUUAGCUCCUUUUUUUUUUCUUGGCUAUGUGAACUUGGUUAGCUGCAUCUGGGCAAUUAUGAAUUUAUUAGUGCCUUUGUUUAAAUGGAACUUUUAUAUUUUUGUUGA